Molecule: messenger RNA, 5364 nt
Organism: Aspergillus japonicus CBS 114.51
Lineage: Eukaryota; Fungi; Ascomycota; Eurotiomycetes; Eurotiales; Aspergillaceae
Exons: 6
Coding region: 1-5364 (1787 amino acids)
Biological process (GO): regulation of DNA-templated transcription; mitochondrial tRNA 3'-end processing
Cellular component (GO): mitochondrion
Molecular function (GO): 3'-tRNA processing endoribonuclease activity; DNA-binding transcription factor activity
Source: RefSeq, a predicted model, not a curated record
AUGGCUACCUUGGCGGAACACCCGGCUGUUGCGCCUUCAACUUACGAACAAGACAUUGAAUCGUUCCUGAAUCUAGACCAACUCGCUUACACCACCGCGGAAACUGCUCGAGCAAAGACCGCACUCAUCACUCAACCCACUCUCCCCAGCAUUGAAUUCAACGCAGGCGAUGUACGAAGUGCUGGUUUCGCUUCGACAAACCCAACGCCAGUUGCGUUUCAGGCCCCGAGUCACCAGUAUGACGAACAUAAGCAACAAACCGGCCUGCCCCCGGGCGCCUUAGCUCAUGCCAUGACAUUCAACCACAUGAAUGGAAUGGGAUUCGGUGGUGCAAGCCCCAACUACCCCAUCAAUGGGGAUAUGUUCGCUGGUAGUCAGAUCAAGCGCGAAGAAGCUCCGAUGGAUUUCAACAGCCCCCCGACACGGAACCCUUCCGAAAUGGACCUGGAGUCUGACAAUAUGGGAUCCGCCUCGGCCUAUUUCCUUUCGCCGAACCCCAGCAACAGAAACCAGUUCGUGGAUCCAACCGCCUUGAGCGGUCAUGAGGUUGUUCCCGCUGGUCCGUCCACUCAAGUGGGUCGCAUGUAUCCCGGUAUGCACCAGCAGCAAGCUGCCAUGGCCAAGGCAGCACAACAACAGAGACAUCACGAAUUCCUCCGUCAGCAGCAAUUCCAGCAGCAACAGCGGCGCUUGGACGAGCAUAUGCAUCAGCAUGGGGCUCCUCACAGCCAGACUCCCCGGCCACCCAACCCACUGGUUGAGGAGCGGAUCUCACGGCUUUUGCAGCAGAUGCGCCAGAAUGCCAUGGGCUCCCCCGACGACUCGCCUUCUCCUUCUUCAUCUCUGCCUCAGAUGGCUAAGGCCAAAAAGGACGAGCAGGAUAUGGAUGAAGAUGAGCGCCUCCUGGCUAGUGAAGAGGGCAAGAAGCUGAGCAGCAAGGAACGUCGCCAGCUCCGCAAUAAGGUUUCUGCUCGUGCCUUCCGUUCUCGCCGAAAGGAAUACAUUGGUCAACUCGAAAGUGAAGUUGCCGCCAAAACCAACGAAGCUCAUGAGCUUCGUCUUCAAAACCGUGCCCUAUUUGAGGAGAACGGUCGUCUGACUGACCUCGUUCGCACGCUCCUGUCUUCGCCUCAUUUCGGCCAGGUUCUAGACGAACUCAGCGUCGGCGGUGUCCCGAUGUCUAGCCAAGCGCAACCACAGCAACUUCCUCAACACCAACAUCAGCCGCAGCCUCAGCCUCAACAGCAAUCAGUACACCCUCAACCACAACCCCAGCAACAACCACCUAUGCAACAGCCCUCUCAGGCUGGCAUGGUCAUGGUUCCUAGCCAGGGACUUGAUGUUUCUGCCAUGGGCAUGAACAAUGCAGGUUGGAACUCGGGCAUUGAUAUGAACUUCGGCAAUGCUUCGGUCUUUGCCGUUCUGGAGGUCCCUGCGCCAUUUAUCGAUUCCGAGUCUCUAUCUGGAAAGUCUUCCACCUUCAUGGAGUCUUGCCUUCCCAACAUCUCUGGUGCAAAGGGUGAAGCUCCUUUUCUCGAGUCUCUACCCGUGGAUGCUAAGGAGCCCGUCACUGUCGGCGUCGAGAACCCGGAUGUCGAGAUUGACGAGUCUGAUCCCGCUUUUGCCCUUUUCCUGGACGCGCCCCGUGCUUCUACCUCGGAGUCCCCUGCGAUCUCCUUUGGAGCUUUCUCUGAGAAGCCGACAGUUACGUUCGAUUUGGUGGUCGAGAACCAGCCUCGGGAACGUGACACUCGGUUUGCUCAACUCUGCCACAGUAUGGAGGCCGCUUUUGACCACCAGAUCAAUCCCAUGAAGUUCUACUAUCAGGUGGUAACUACGCCGACGGCCGACACCCCGGGCAGCGCUGUCGUCCUCAACUUUCCCGAUAAACGCUACCUCUUUGGUCAGAUCGCCGAAGGCACGCAGCGAGCAUGCGCGGGCACGUCGGUCAAGUUCGGCCUCAUGACCGACAUCUUUCUCACGGGCCGCUUGGAGAUGAACAACGUGGGAGGGCUGUUCGGCGUCAUCCUCACGCUGGCCGAUGGCCUGGCCAGCGCCGCAGCCAAUUUUUCGGAGAAGCACAAAAAGACAGAGAACGAGGAGCGGAAGCAGAAGCAGGACCCCGCUCAGGCGGGCAAGGGAGAUGAACUGCCUAUUCGACCGGGAAGCAAGCGGGUCGCGCAGAGAGGGACCCUGACGGUUCACGGCGGGAGAAAUCUCACGCACUUGAUGGCCACUGCGCGCAAGUUCAUCUUCCGCAAGGGUCUACCCAUGUAUAUGCAGGAACAUGAUGAGCACAGCCUGGCUGGGCAGCGUGGGAGUCCCCCCGACCCAUACGAACAACCGACGUGGUCGGAUCAGAACAUCAAGGUCUGGGUCAUGGCCGUGAGCCCUGAGUCUCAUUCCCGGUCUAAGGGCAAGCGCACAAGGAAGCGCAGCCACGAGGAGUUUCGCGAGCAGGACACAGCUGAGGUCGAGGAGAAGAAUGCUGCAGCGCUAGCCGAUCAGGUUAUCAGACAAAACGUGGUGUCGAACAUGUUCAACUCGACAUGGACACUGGAUGCGUUACAGGAAUCUAAGUUGGCAGACGUGCAGAUGCCCGCGGUCAUUUUUGUUAGGGACCCGGAAACCAAGGAUUUGCGACGGUACACCGGCCCGGCUCCUGGAGGCAGCAUGCCGCUUCCUGACAUUACCGUUCUGGUGCGCAAGCCUUGGCCUGGUGCCAACGUGGAGAGGAUUCCUCCCGCGUCUUGGAACGAAGACGCUAUCUCUUACAUCGUCCGGAACCACAACAUCAGAGGGAAGUUCGACCCUCUCAAGGCUCAGGCUUUGAAGGUCCGUAAAGGCCCCGAUUACUCCCAGCUGACUAGAGGUGAAAGCGUUCUCUCAGAGGAUGGUCAAACUAUCACGCCGGAUAUGGUUCUAGAUGAGGAAAAGGUUGGCAAAGGUGUCGCAAUCAUAGACUUGCCUUCGCCAGCUUAUGUGGAGAACCUGGUCAACCGCCCUGAGUGGGACUCACCUACGGCGUCCUUGAAUCUGGAAGCCUUCAUCUGGAUCCUAGGCCCCGGUGUGGGAGAUCACCCCAAGCUUCGAGAAUUCGUCGCGAAGAUGUCGCACUGCACGCAUACGGUCUCCAGUCCCGAUUACUGUCCCGAUUACCUGGCCAUGAAAGAGGUUGCCGAGUCGACGGCGCAGAUGGCCAUGGUCAGGCCCGACAACUAUGCCCUGCCUGUCUAUGACAAUGUGACUGUUCCACAAUCCAGGCCCUCCAAUGAAGCAGUGGUCCCAUCAAACAAGCGUGCCCCUUUGCGACCUCUAGAGCCGGGCAUGAUUAUCAACAUGGAACCCACUUUCGGAGUCGAUGAAUCUGAGGUUACUCCUCUAUACGAUCCCAGAAAUGCGAAGGAAAAAUUGCCGAAGGACGUUCAGACUUCAAUGAAGGUUAUAUCUGGACAGGAAGAAACUCCCGAGUUCCAGGAUAAACUGGCAGCAUUCCGGCAGGACCUCCCCGGCGCUGACGUCGAAAUCAUCACUCUGGGAACUGGGUCAUCUAUACCAUCUAAGCAUCGAAAUGUCUCCAGCACGCUCGUUCACGCACCAGGCAAUGGUUAUUACUUACUCGACUGCGGCGAGGGCACUCUUGGACAGCUCAAGCGCGUCUUCGGCCCUGCGGCAUUGCGCGAAGUUUUCCAGAAUAUGCGGAUGAUUUGGAUCAGUCAUCUCCACGCUGACCACCACCUUGGUAUCGCAAAUGUGAUCAAGGCCUGGUAUCAGGCAAAUUAUCCCAAUGACAUGGCCACGAUUCUACGGGAUAAGUGCCUGUUCGUUGAAUAUGCCAGUGUCGAGGAUUACGGCUUCCAAAAGGUGACGGCCCUUAGCGCUAUUCCCCAACAGGUCAAAGGCGGUACUUUUGAGACAUCAUUUGAGUAUCGCCACUGUCGCGCCAACGGUACUUUCCCUGGGCAAAUAGAGGCGGGAUCUCGACCCAAGACAACCACGCUCCGGUUCCAGGAUGACUCGGACCCCCUCUCGGCUCUUCUCCGUGAGGCGAUCGGCCUUUCCGACAUCUUGCCCUGCCGGGUCCAACACUGCCGUGGAUCCAUGGCUGUGACCCUUGUGUACCCCGAUGACUUCAAGCUCUCCUUCUCCGGCGACUGCCGUCCCUCGUGGAACUUUGCAGCUACAGGCCGCGGCUCGACGGUUCUCAUCCACGAAGCCACUUUUCAAAACGACAUGGCGGGGAGCGCUAUCGCUAAGAAACACUCCACAUACGCCGAAGCCUUGGAGGUUGCGCGUCAGAUGCAAGCCCGGGCCCUGCUUCUCACCCAUUUCAGCCAACGCUAUCAGGGAAAUGUCGCAAUGAAGAACGACCACACUUCGCAAAAGGCCAAGGGCGGACCAGAUUCGAACAGCUCUGCCAACCUGCGAACCAAGGACGUCCCUGACGACGAGGAAGGGCUGGCGGAGGAGGGCAACCCCCAGCUUGAGGGCGCGAACGAAGACACCGGCGGCGUGAUCACUGCCACGCCCCGCACCCAGUACAACGGGCCCUACGUCAACGCCUUUGACUACAUGCGUGUCCGUGUCGGAGAUUUCCCCAUCCUCCAAGCAUAUGUACCGGCCAUGGAGAAGCUGUUUGCGAUCCUGGAGGAAGCUUCAGCGGCCUCCGGGGAGAAGGCGCAGCAGCAAAGGGCGACAAAGAAACAGAAUUCGAAGUCAAAGCUGGCUAACAAGAAUACUGAAAAGACUGGGAAGGUUAGAAAUUCUGGGAACACCAAGAAAGUUGAGGGCAAGGAACGAUUUGAGAAGGCUGCCAGCCGUUCUCACAAGGCUUCCACCUCCUCGGCUGCUGAUAAGGAAGAUGGAAACCGUGGAAUCAUAAGAAGAGUUGGGUGGAGUGUUGAGGAGGCUAUCAGCCGUGCCCCGACGGCUUCGACCUCCUCGGCCGACGAGAUGGAGUUGGCUGUGAGUGCCAGCAUUGAACGAGCUGAAAGGGCCGCGGAACGAGCUGAGAAGGCUGCCGAAAGAGCCGAAAGGGCUGCUGGACGUGUCGCUGGGCGCGCCGCCAAAGCUUCCUCCCUCCCCCCCGACGAGUCCGAUGAGGAUCGCAAUGCUAAAAGACCUAUCUGGGCUGAAAAGCGCGCUGCCAGACGCGCUGCCCGAGCCUCCGCCUCCGCUUCCUCCGCUGACGAGAUGGAAGUAGACACCGAAGCAGGAAGGCCCAGAAGAUCUCGCAGCCCUACCAGAGCUACUACUCCCAGACGUGCGGGCAAGGCCUCCGCCUCCCCAGCCUCCGAGACGGACAAGGACGCCAAAAAGCCCAGGGCACGUUCGAGGUCGAGGUCGAGAGCGAGUGAGUCCUGA